Helobdella robusta is the source of this 918-nucleotide messenger RNA. RefSeq lists its product as hypothetical. The transcript is spliced from 5 exons. NCBI's taxonomy places the organism in Eukaryota, Metazoa, Annelida, Clitellata, Rhynchobdellida, Glossiphoniidae. The record is from RefSeq and is a predicted model, not a curated record. Bases 1 to 918 code for a protein of 305 amino acids.
AUGAGUUCCGAAGAAGAGUUAAGCGGAUUAAUUGAGGACAUCAACAAAGGCACACGAAAGAAUACAAUAACGUCGAACAAGCGCAGUAAACAACAGCUUGAAUGGCACACUUUUAAAGUAGAUGACCUUAAUUGGUACGUUUCAUGCACUCAUGAUCCGACACGAUCGACAUACCAGUGUGCAAAGAAGACCAGACUAACUAGAUUGCUGAAGCAAGCAUUUCUUGGAUUACCAGUCGAAGGAAGAGGAGGCGACCGUGUAUCGCACAAGUCGAUAUCAAAGGAGCUGCAAAUAAGAACGUUCAUAAAAAGUCUUCGAGCACGUGAGAGCCAUUACGAAAGGAACAAAAGUAUUCGCGUGUACCUUCCAGCUGAACUGAAGAGCAGCAGACAACUCUGGAGAAUGUACAACAGCACAACUUCUUCGUUUCAAAUGUUCUACAAGAUUUUUACCAGAGAAUUUAACAUUGGCUUUGGGUCCCCAAAAGUAGAUGCAUGUACGACAUGUGAGCGUUUCAGGCAUCUGAUUCGAAAGCAUCGGAAUGAGCACGAAAGAAAGAAGUUGGUUGCCGAGAGAAAGGUUCACUUGUUACGGAAAAAUGCUUUUUACAAAGCGUUACGAACAGAAGUAAAUGGAACGCAUCGAAUUGCCUAUGAUCUGCACCAAGUACAUGUCUUACCAAAAUUGCCCGAUAUUAUCCUAUACAAAUUGUACAUCAUAGAGGCACAGAUUCAGUGGUAUCAAAUGGUAGUGGUUUGCUUCCACUUCCGGUAUCAAAUAAUAAUGGUUAAAAAAAGAUGCACCGAAGUUCGGCUACGCCGAAAUCCGGCUUUUUUUCAAAUCCGGCCUAAAUCCGGCUUUUUUUCAAAUCCGGCUGAAAUCCGGCUUUUUUUCAAAUCCGGCCGAAUCCGGAUUUAG